AUGGCGGGCCGCAGCAGGUUCCUCCUCGCCAUCGCUCUUCUCCUCUCGUCCACGUGUCAAUGCGGCCUCGCCGUUCGACGAGCGCCCGCCCCCAAGUCCACGUCGCUCUAUAUCGUCCGCCUGCGCUCCGCGCUUCCCCUCGCCGCGUAUCGCGGCGGGAUAGCGAGCUUCUCGGGAUGGACGGACGACGGCGACAACAAUGCUGCCGGUCCGUCAGGUCUGCGCGCGACGGCGGCGACGGUAGCGCACGAGGCGGCCACGCUGGCCGGCAGCAUUCCGCGGCGCGCACGGCUAAGCAUGGAGAACCCGCAACUCAAAGCAUACGCGCAGAUGCUCGAGACGCAGCAGAUCCGAAUCGCGUCUGACGUGGGCGUGACGUCAGACCGCAUAGUGUACAACUACAUGCACGCGAGCAACGGGUUCGCAGCGGCCCUCUCUCCUCAACAAGUGCGCCUGCUGCAGCGGCACCCGGCAGUGGCGGCAGUGACGCGCAGCCGCAGAGUGACGCCGCUGACCAUCGACUCGCCCACCUUCCUGGGCAUGCGCGCGCCCGGGUCGCUGUGGCCCGCCAAUGGCGGGCAGGCGAGCGCGGGCAAGGGCAUGGUGGUGGGCGUGGUGGACACAGGCAUAUGGCCCGAACACCCCUCCUUCAGCGACGCCGGCUUCCCCUCCUCCAAACCCGCCGGCUGGUCGGGGAAAUGCGACACCACGAGCGAGUUCAAGUGCAAUAAUAAGAUCAUUGGGGCAAGAGCGUUUUACCAGGGCUUUAAGGAGGACAACGGCGGGCCGGACCUGUCGUCGGGCGAUUGGCUGUCGCCUCGGGAUUCGUACGGCCACGGCACGUGGUGUGCAGGAGCGGCAGCGGGCAACAAGGACGUGCCCAUGGCGGGCGGCAAGGCGAGCGGCAUGGCGCCAGCAGCGCGCCUGGCAAUGUACAAGGUCUUCUGGUACUCCCAGGGCGCCCUCUUCGCCGUUUCCGCCGACAUCGAGGCAGCAGUCAACCAGGCGGUAGCGGACGGUGUGGAUGUGCUCUCGCUGUCGCUGGGCGGUCUAGAUCCAUCGGACACGUACUUCUCCCACAUGCCGUUCCUCGCGGCCAACCUCGCGGGGGUGUUUGUGUCGUAUGCGGCGGGGAAUGAAGGGCCGUACAGCUCUUUCUCGGGCCGCACGGUUGACAACUUCUCGCCUUUCUACCUCACCGUGGGGGCCAGCACCAUAGGCCGAGGCGGUCUAACCCUCAAGGCCACCACAGCUGCAGCAGCAGCAGCUCUCAGCAACGCAUCCUCCUCCUCCUCCUCAGCCACACCAGCAGCCACAGCCUACCCCUCCAUCGCGGAAUUCUCCUCUACAGGACCCCUCGCAGACCCUUCCUUCGAUGUCACAGGCGCUCUCCCCACCAACAGCAUCUUAAAGCCCGACAUUGUCGGCCCGGGAGUGGACCUAUUUGCUGCUUGGCCCGCUAAGAAGGUGGGCAAGCCGGGCAGCUACGCGCAGCUGUCGGGGACGUCGAUGGCGACGCCUCACCUGGCGGGCAUUGCUGCUCUCAUCAUGCAAAAAUAUCCCAAGUGGAGCCCCGCGCAGGUCAUGUCCGCCAUUAUGACCACCGCCAAGACCACUGACACCACCAGUGCCGCUAUCAAGAAUGCUUACGGCGAGGUUGCUACUCCGUGGGAUAUGGGCGCUGGUCAGGUGUUCCCAGCUAAGGUGCUGGAUCCUGGGCUUACGUUCGAUGCUCGGGCAGCUGCGUAUAAAAAUUUCCUAGCCGGGCAGAGUAUGAAGCGAGCGCAGAAGGAGUUUCCGGGCGCUAACCUGACCGCGAUUCCGCCCCGCGAGUUGAACCGGCCGAGCAUCUCAAUCUCGCGGUUGAAAGGGACGCUGACGGCAACGAGGACCGAUGGGAAGGUCACCUUCACGGUGACCUUCAAGGUGACAAAGACUUUUGAGGAUUUCCAGUUUGGAAGCCUAACAUGGGCUGAUGAUCUGCCCAGACUUUGCGCAAUGGCCAACCUUGUCAUCCUCGUGUCGUCACUGCUGCUGCUCGCAGCGCUACCGACACCAACACGAUCCCACGGAUCUGGCGAACCGCAAAUCACGCCGCCCGGGGCAUAUCGCGACGCGGGCGCCAGUAUGUACAUCGUGCGCCUGCGCUCCGCGCCCCCGCUCGCCGCAUACCGCGGCGAAAUCGCCGGCUAUCCCGCCACCGUCGCUACCAGCAGCGGCGACGACCCAGGCGACGGCGAUGGGGAAGGCGACUCAUGGGCGGCGUCGCAGCGGCCCGUUGGCGCGACGGCGGGCUCCGGGAAUUCGCGAAGCGAAGCGGACAGCGGCUCGGGGAAUCUGACGCUCGAGAAUCCGGGCAGUCUGAAGGAGGCUUUGGGGAGUCCCGCGGCUGGGCGGGCGCGGAUGAGCAUGCGCGCUCCCCACGUGCGCGCGUACGCGGAAUUGCUGGCGCGGAUGCAGGCGGAGGUUGCUUCGGAAGUCGGUAUCGCGGCGGAUAAUAUCGCGUACAGCUACAAGCACGUCACCAACGGAUUCGCCGCGCUGCUCUCACCCGCCCAGCUCCGCCGCCUCGCGCGCCACCCCGCCGUCGCCUCCGCGCGCCCCAGCCGCCAACUCCGCCCUGACACCAUCGACUCCCCCACGUUCCUAGGGCUUGAGAAACGCGCAGGCGCAAAAAACCCCGCCAACCGCGGAAGCAGGGGGAUGUGGCGCGCGCUUGGCGGGAAGCGGAGGGCGGGGGAAGGGAUGGUGGUGGGGGUCAUAGACUCAGGGAUUUGGCCGGAGCAUCCGUCGUUUAGCGACAGGAACUUCAGCGCGAGCCGGCCAAACGGAUGGUCAGGAUCGUGCGAUGCCACGUCAGACUUCCGGUGCAACAACAAGAUUAUUGGGGCACGGAUAUUCAACGCUGCAUUCCGGGCGAAGCACGGGAAACCGGAUCUGACUACCGAUUGGCUGUCGCCGCGAGAUGGAUUCGGGCACGGCACCUGGUGUGCGGGCGCAGCAGCAGGAAACAGCGGCGUGCCCAUGGCGGGCGGCAGGGCGAGCGGCAUGGCGCCAGCAGCGCGCCUCGCAGCCUACAAGGUCUUCUGGUACUCCCAAGGCGACCGCCCGGAAUUCCGCGCGCUGGGCGGCGAGUCUGCGGAUCUUCUGGCGGCGGUGAAUCAGGCUGUAGCGGACGGCGUGCAUGUGCUCUCCAUCUCCCUCUCGGCUGAUGACCCCGAGGCCACGUACUUUGAUGACGUGGCUUACAUGAAUGCGAAUCUGGCGGGGGUAACGGUGGUGAUGUCAGCGGGCAACAACGGAGCACCGCUUUCAAACCCUCUAAACACAUACCGCACCAUCACCAACUUCUCGCCCUUCUAUCUUACCGUGGGUGCAAGCUCCAUUACACGAGGAGGCGUAUCCCUCGCCUCCUCUCCUGCAUCAGACGAAGAACGCGGGAGCAGUGAAGCAGAAACUGACAAUCAGCAGCAAGCGGAAACACACCAGAACACUGCAGCAGCCAUGGCCACAGUAGGGGCCAAUUCAACAGGCACCACAACCAGCAGCAGCAGCACCACCACCACCACCACUGAAUCACCACCGCAACCUGCUUCAUCCAUCACAGCAACAACUUCAUCUGUCACUACCGUUGGACCAGUUGCCCCAGCUGCCCCAGUCGUGGCUGCAUUCUCCUCCUCAGGCCCUCUCCACCGCCCCUGGUCCCGCCCUCCCCCAGGCCACGCCACCAACAGCCUCUUAAAGCCCGACGUCAUCGGCCCAGGGGUCGACCUCUGGGCGGCGUGGGUGGGCACGGUCCCGGGGGAGGCCGGGGGGAGGGGCGGGCGAGGGGGGGAGGCGUCUCAGCUGUCGGGGACGUCGAUGGCGACGCCUCACCUGGCGGGCAUUGCUGCUCUCAUCAUGCAGAAGCACCCCUCGUGGAGCCCCGCGCAGGUCAUGUCCGCCAUUAUGACCACCGCCAUAACUACGAAUACCAAGGGGAGGCGCAUUUUGAAUGAGCGCGGUGGUGUUGCUACCCCUUGGGAAAUGGGAUCCGGGCAUGUGUUUCCCAAGAGGGCUUUAAACCCUGGGCUGACGUAUGAUGCCCGGAGAUGGGCUUAUGUGAAUUUUCUCGCUGGGCAGGAUUAUCGGGCAGCAAAGAGGGAGUUCCCGGGGACGAAGAUCUACCGGAAGAAGCCGUGGAAUUUGAACCGGCCAACGAUUUCGGUGGCGAGGUUGAAGGGGGCGGUGGAGGUGUUUAGAACGGUGGCUGCUGCCGCUCUCUCCUUCAGCACCGCAGUGAAGGGCGAAGCACUCUCUACCAACCAUGUAGUAGCUGCCGCCUGGAUCGCCCCACGCGGGCUGGGCGUCUCCGCCCUCCUAAACACCAGCAGGUCCGCCACUCCCUCUAAGAACGUCCCCGUUAAGAAGCAGCUCCGAACAGAGGACGGAAUCUUCGGCACAUCGGGCGGGUUCGGCUUCACGAAGGCCAACGAGCUCUUCGUGGGGCGCGUAGCGAUGCUCGGCUUCGCCGCGUCGCUCCUCGGCGAGGCCAUCACGGGGCAGGGUAUUCUCUCGCAGCUCAAUCUCGAAACCGGCAUCCCCAUCACGGAAGCCGAGCCGCUCCUCCUCUUCUUCAUCGCGUUCACCGUGCUCGGCGCGAUCGGCGGCCUGGGCGAUCGCGGGCGAUUCGUGGACGACGAGCCGGCGGGGCCGCCCGUGAAGCCUCAGAGCUUCAAGGCGGCGCUUGGGCUAAAAGAGGACGGGCCGCUGUUCGGGUUUACCAAGGCGAACGAGCUGUUCGUGGGGCGCAUGGCGCAGCUCGGUUUCGCCGCGUCGCUGAUUGGCGAGGUGGUGACGGGUCGGGGCGCGCUGGCGCAGUUGAAUAUUGAGACGGGCCUGCCGGUUUGGGAGCUGGAACCGCUGCUGCUCGCGAGCAUCGCGUUCUUCUUCGUCGCGGCUAUUAACCCCGGCACAGGGAAAUUCAUCAACGACGAGGAGUGA
Closterium sp. Yama58-4 is the source of this 4983-nucleotide messenger RNA. NCBI's taxonomy places the organism in Eukaryota, Viridiplantae, Streptophyta, Zygnematophyceae, Desmidiales, Closteriaceae. The record is from the annotation of a GenBank genome assembly.